GGAAUACUUUGAGCAUUUUUUGAGCUUUCUGGGCUCAAUUUUCAGCCAAUUUUUAAAUUUCUAAAAAACUUUUUUUAAAAAGAAUUUUUCGUCUGUUUUGCAUGCUACUUUUUUUCAAAAAAUUUGGGGCAAAAUCCCAAAAAAUUCCGCAAAAUUACAGAAUUUUAUGGGUGGGGGCAGCGGUCUGCUGAUAAACUCCAAUCGGCGAAAGGGCUCGAGUUCCGGGUUUGGAUGUGAGGGAUGGUUUUGUGAUUUGAUGGACGGUGCAAUGGUUAUGUUAGUGGUUAUGGUUAUCGCCACAGCUCUCAUAGGCUGCCUAAAAGCCUGCUUGUGUAAAAAACAAAAACAAUUGCUCCGUGAGCCCAAGCCAACAUCAGAAGCGGCGCAAGAGGUGCCGAAUGGUCCAGAACUACCACAAAUCUCAGAGGCUCCGCCGCCAAUGUUACCUGUAGUGAUUGUGUUGGAAAAUCCACCAGAAUACGCAGAAAACGAUCAAUAUAUGCCUCCUGCUUAUUGUACCUUGAGAUUCAACAACGACGAAGAAGCCCAAAUAUAAUAGGUUUAUUGAUUUUUUUUUGUUUGUUUUAAUUAUUUCAAAAUUGUUUUAUAUUAAAAUAAUAAUACUAAUAAACAAAAAUAAUCGAUA
Caenorhabditis elegans is the source of this 646-nucleotide messenger RNA. RefSeq lists its product as uncharacterized. NCBI's taxonomy places the organism in Eukaryota, Metazoa, Nematoda, Chromadorea, Rhabditida, Rhabditidae. The coding region runs from base 167 to 556 and encodes 129 amino acids. The record is from RefSeq and is marked reviewed. The transcript has 3 exons.